Pseudonaja textilis is the source of this 1109-nucleotide messenger RNA. RefSeq names its product succinate dehydrogenase complex iron sulfur subunit B (gene SDHB). NCBI's taxonomy places the organism in Eukaryota, Metazoa, Chordata, Lepidosauria, Squamata, Elapidae. Gene Ontology annotation, biological process: tricarboxylic acid cycle; respiratory electron transport chain; aerobic respiration. Gene Ontology annotation, molecular function: oxidoreductase activity; 2 iron, 2 sulfur cluster binding; electron transfer activity. Gene Ontology annotation, cellular component: mitochondrial membrane. The record is from RefSeq and is a predicted model, not a curated record.
CGCGGGAGGACUCGGAAACCAGGAGUGCUCCGCUUCCUUUAACCCUCGUCCCGUUGCCCGAAAGGACGCGGGAUCCUCAGCCAGAGGGCGCGGGAUGGCGCUGAUCGGGACGGCGGCGGUUUGGGGGGCGGCGAGGGGAAGGGGCGGCGCGGCGCUGCUUCAGAUCCGCCGCAGAGCUCACGCCAGGGCGGCUGAAGAAGCGCCGGCGGCGGAGGCGCCCCCGCGCCUGAAGAGGUUCGCCGUGUACCGGUGGAGCCCGGACAACCUCGGGGAGAAGCCCCGCAUGCAGACCUACGAGAUAGACCUCAACAAAUGUGGCCCGAUGGUUCUCGACGCCUUGAUCAAGAUCAAGAAUGAAAUGGAUUCCACCCUGACUUUUCGCAGGUCCUGCCGAGAAGGCAUUUGUGGCUCAUGUGCCAUGAACAUAAAUGGAGGGAACACUCUGGCUUGUACCAAGAGGAUCGACACCAAUCUCAGCAAAGUCACCAAGAUCUAUCCUCUCCCUCACAUGUAUGUGGUGAAAGAUCUCGUGCCUGACCUGAGCAACUUCUACGCCCAAUACAAAGCUAUUCAGCCAUACCUGAAGAAGAAGGACGAGUCAAACCAGGGCAAAGAACAGUAUUUCCAGUCCAUAGAAGAUCGGGAUAAGCUGGACGGGCUCUACGAGUGCAUCCUCUGCGCCUGCUGCAGCACCAGUUGCCCCAGUUACUGGUGGAACGCGGACAAGUACCUGGGCCCAGCCGUGCUCAUGCAGGCCUAUCGGUGGAUGAUUGACUCCCGGGACGAUUACACGGAGGAGCGCCUGGCCCAGCUGCAAGACCCUUUCUCCCUCUACCGCUGCCACACCAUCAUGAACUGCACGCAGACUUGCCCCAAGGGCCUGAAUCCCGGGAAGGCAAUUGCCGAAAUCAAGAAGAUGAUGGCCACGUAUAAAGAGAAGGUGGCCCACGGCUAGCGGCUUCCCCGUGUGCCUUCCUGUUGAGAGGAGGGCGGGGGGGAGCUUUAAUUUAUAGCUGGGUUUUCAGUGGGGUCACAGAUUCCCCCUUGCUUGUUGUGGAUUUGUACAUUGAAACCUGUAAAGACUAAUUAAAAAAAAACAAAACAAAAAA